Molecule: messenger RNA, 351 nt
Organism: Helobdella robusta
Lineage: Eukaryota; Metazoa; Annelida; Clitellata; Rhynchobdellida; Glossiphoniidae
Exons: 2
Coding region: 1-351 (116 amino acids)
Source: RefSeq, a predicted model, not a curated record
AUGAGUAGUUCAAGAAAAAGUUUACUGCUCAUCUUGUUGAUUGCAGGAUCAAUCGGAGCCGAGGAAUGCAAUUGGCUGACUUUGGAAUUUGAUAGGCCUUUGUGCGAAGAUUUGAUGCCGAGGAUCGCAAGUGUGUGUAACGAGUGGAGGAAGGAGGCUAGAGAGAUUCUAUCGCGUAUAGACGACGAUGAAAUAAGAAAAGAAGUAACAUCGGCUAUGCACGUCUAUAGAAAUGGAUAUUCAAUGAAUCUGGUGUGCGAAUGUUGUGUCAAAAGCUGCACCAACAAUACCAUCAGAGGCUUCUGCCCCUACUGGAUAGGGAAAAAUAACUUUGUUGUAAGAAAUUUAUAG